AAGCUGUAUGGCACCAAUUUGGGAACAACGGUCCCCGUUUUCCCGUUGCGAUUUUCUGAAUAUCGCGUAUAACUUUCUAACAGGAUAACAGUCAGUUCUGAAAAUUUGGCAUUUGGUUCGGAGCACUAGUGCUGCAUUUGAGCAGAGAAUGGGCGUUCGACAACGCAUAGUUUGUUUUUGUAGUGUAUGAAACUACCUAGUUUUUUGUGGCUGACAUCUCUGUACUUCCAAAAUCACCUUACUAACAAACUCCUUCAGUGCCACAAUUGGAACUCUUUCUGGUGCGAGGUUAUUUUGACUUCAAGAAAGUGUAUGACGACCUUCUUAUUUCGAGAAAAAUAGGAAAGGCCAACCAGUAAUCGCCUGCCCGUGUAGACGGUGCUGGGCGCCUGGUCCAAACGUGACGUUUGCAUUUUUAGUAUACUGGCCAGUUUCGUGUCGAACAAUAGGGUUUACCUCCUGCAUUGGUGCCACACAUAAGCACAUUCCACUAAAUUGUAGUAGUGGUUAUGACAAUAGCCUUUCAGCUACUACAGUAAAACUAGGAAAAUUGAUUGCACGUUUUUGUCAUUGGUGUGCUCCGUACGGGAUAUUGGAAAUGACACCCCGUGCCAGCUCAUUUCUGCGACCUGACUGUGCAAAAACUUAACCGUUCAGCAAUUUAAGAUAUCUAGGAACUAACUGCUAAAAUGGGAAAUCAAUCCAAACCACUUCUGUGACUGCAUCAUAUCUUCAAGAUGGAAUGCCCUGCAGAGAGCAAGUCGUCUGCUGCUUGCGCAGGAGUUGUGGUGACGUCAAAACAACGCCGAGCUCCAGUCGGCUUUGAAUAAAAAGAUAUUGGGUAGACCUCUAUGCUAGAUGCCUUGAGACAUCUACCCACUAUCUUUUUCAAUCGGCCAAUAAGCGUUUGGGCAUCAUCGCAACCCCCGUCCAAGAAGCAGACGAACUUGCGCUCCACAAAUAUCUGAACAGGUUUACUGAAAGAAGUUGGAGCUGUAAUAGUUGGUGGAGGAGAAAGAGGAUAUCCCACAAGAAGUUGCAAGCAAUGGCAUGGAAGAAAAAGAAGUAUGCUCUAGUACGGCUGGAUCAGGGCUGGUUGGUGUGAGGUGGUUCCCCAGUGAACCAACAACGGGAGAAUGGCUCUUCGUCAUCCCUUGGAGACGUUGAGUUUCUUGCUCCUGUUUUAUACCGGAACCACAACCCAGUAUUUCAUGUGCCCAACGAACCCGACGCAGUGCCUCAAGGAGUGCAUGGUGACACGUGGCGUUCCAGGCUACUGUGGCGGCUUCCUAAAUAGCCGUUGUUACUGUGCGGACAGCGAAACGCCAGAUCAGCUCCCAUCAACAGAAGAGCAGUAUAACCAUGAAGAAGUGCCACUAGCAACGCAACAACCGGCGGAAAAAUUGAUUCCAGUAGCGGUCCAUUUCGUGGGAGGCGAUGAAGCUGUGGACGCUGCAAUGGAAGAACUCUUAGCGCUAGAUGCCUACCGGGACGACGUUGUUGAGGAGAGACCCGUUAAAAUCGGGAAUAAUGAUCCGCUGUAG
Molecule: messenger RNA, 1544 nt
Organism: Ixodes scapularis (black-legged tick)
Lineage: Eukaryota; Metazoa; Arthropoda; Arachnida; Ixodida; Ixodidae
Exons: 2
Coding region: 1137-1544 (135 amino acids)
Source: RefSeq, a predicted model, not a curated record